CGCAUCACGUCUGCAGAUCCGAGGCAGCCGCUGUAUAUAGCUCGAGGAGUCAGGACGCAUGCUCGGCGCAGCUUCUCAUCUUACACACAGCGUCCUACUCACGGGCAGAUCCUCUAUUCUUGAACUCUACGUUCUACUCAGCGUCCUACUAGUUACGGGCAGUCAUUGCAUUCGUCAUGAUGAUCAUUAACGAUACAACCACGGAUAAGAAGCAGGACAUGGUCGAUCAACACGGGAAGACUAUCACCACAGAUGAGCCUCCUCCGUACGAUGGUCCUUCCGCUAGCUUUGUGGCUAGUCAGGCCCCUGCAUGUGGACCUAUUCCUGCUUCUGUCCCUGUUUUCCGGCCCAAUCAGCAGCAAUGCAUAAACCAUUUGUCUCUCUUCUCACGUCACGAUGCCAUUUCUGGGACCUAUCUCGUCGACCCAUGCCUUCCUGCUGAAAAUAUCAACAGCAGGUACGGAGGGCGACGCUGCCGCUCUGUCGACAAGGCGCAUGCACGGAACGUGCGCCAUGCCUUCGGCUCCGUUCCGGUAGACGAAACCUCUGACGUCUCGGACAAAGCGGGUUGGAACCGCCGUAAGGCACGCAGGCCGGAGGUAAACGCAGCCUUUAGGACCCGCCAUGGACCUAUCAAGGUCAACGUGGGUAUCGUCAACUCGGGCCUUCAGGCCGCUACCUCCUCCAUUGGUGGACAGCGAAAGACUCGCGGACGCGUCAUGCUUUCGAGUCGCCACGGACGUAUCAGUGUCAAUCUGACUGAGAUACAGUUUGGUCGUUCUGUCGACCUGGACGUGUCCACUCGCCACGGCAACAUCAUCGUCUUCCUGCCACCCACUUUCGAUGGCUCUGUCGCCUUCCGCUCUCGGCGUGGGCCCAGCGGGGUCACCUUCCUGCCAGCCUUCGCCUCCCGCGCUCGCGUCGUGCGUGGCAGCAGCCGCGAGAUGCUCGUCAGCCUGUCCUCUACGCCCACCGACGCGACGAGCCUGAGGCCUGCCGGGCAGACUGGUGAUGACUACUGUGUCAUCGGCACGCGACACGGCAAGGUCACCAUCGGUAUACACGGCCUCGACUCUGAGUCCGACGUGAUCCAAGGCGGUGGGCUUGCGGCGCAGUUGGAGGCCCUUGUGGAGAGCGGUGCAAAGCAGCUCGAGACGUGGUUCGCUGCUGGUGCGAAGGCUCUGGAGAGCACCCUUCAGGCCAGGCGCUCCGCAGUGGAUAACACUCGUCAAGUAAGAGCCAGGGCCAUCAGUAACCCACAGCGAGCGCGGACAGAGGCGGUCCUAGGUGAGCCGCGCACCUCGACGAAAGUUUGAGAUAUGGUCGAAAGACAGCUGCCUUUGAUGGACAUGAAUCGUUCUGAGCCUCGGCAGUCGAUUGCGAUCUUAUUUGUCUGUACCAUCGCAAGGAUAGUCACUAUGGUCUAUGAUGUUUUAACUAUAAGCUGUAUAACGCUUCGCUCGGACGAUGCUUGUCUCUCACAGGACCCAGUGAGCUCGUAUGUUCACUUUUGUGAUCACACAUAUAGUAUUCAUGGGAAGGUUAUGAGGUGCUUAGAAUGCAAGCGGAGAAUUAGCGACACGGCCUGAG
Molecule: messenger RNA, 1590 nt
Organism: Rhodofomes roseus
Lineage: Eukaryota; Fungi; Basidiomycota; Agaricomycetes; Polyporales; Fomitopsidaceae
Exons: 4
Coding region: 177-1316 (379 amino acids)
Source: RefSeq, a predicted model, not a curated record